Messenger RNA from Lutzomyia longipalpis, 21222 nucleotides. RefSeq names its product lysine-specific demethylase 3B (gene Kdm3). Gene Ontology annotation, biological process: regulation of transcription by RNA polymerase II. The coding region runs from base 11552 to 17254 and encodes 1900 amino acids. Gene Ontology annotation, cellular component: chromatin; histone deacetylase complex. The record is from RefSeq and is a predicted model, not a curated record. Lineage: Eukaryota; Metazoa; Arthropoda; Insecta; Diptera; Psychodidae. Gene Ontology annotation, molecular function: chromatin DNA binding; transcription coregulator activity; histone H3K9 demethylase activity. The transcript has 14 exons.
AUACAAAGUAUAAACAAGUAAAGUAAGUACAACACAAUUUCUAUAGAAUGGAGCUAUAUGUGCUUCAAUAAAUAAAACACAUAAAUAUAUACGGAUGUUCAGUGGGGAAUGAAAAAGAAGAAGAGCACGAAGACGAAAGGGUGAUAAAGAGAAGAGUGGUGAGGUGGAAAAAAAAAGAGAAGACUCAUGAGAAUUAUAAGUUUAGCUCCGUGAAUUGCUAUAAUACGAAAUGGUUGGAUGUAGUACCUACAUAUAUAUGUGUACAUAGUAGCCGAGAGAGGAUUUUAUAUAUUAAAUUAAAACCGGUUCAUAUAUAGUAAAUUGCGAUGUGUACAUUUAAGUUUUAUAUGUAUCUCUCGGGUGUAUAUUGUGUUCUUGGUUUGUUGCAAGAACAAAAAUACAUAUUUAUAUUAUAUAUGGGUAUAGCUACAUAUUUGUACAUAUGGUCUCUUUCUGGAUUUGGCCCGCAGAGUGUAGUCUACUACGAGAGGGAAUAUGGGAAGUUGUGUAGCGACAAGAAAAAGGGAAGAUGUAUAAAAUGAUCAUUUUUCUUUUAUAUAGAUUUUGUACAUUUACUUUAUAUAUAGUAUGUAGGUAUACACAUAAAUCAGAAGCAUGCCACUUUAUUCGAUUCUCGUUUUUUUUUUCUUGCUGGUGGUGUUCCUCUCACUAUUCGAUGAGAGAAGACGUUUUUAUUUCUCUAUUUGCCAUUAUACAUAUUAUGUGUACAUACAUAUACAUAAUCCUCGAUGGCAGCAGAAGACAGAAAGUCGAGAAAUAUACUGUUAGAGCAAAACUUGAUCGUUGCUUGGAAAUAACGAGUAAUCGUUUAGUAUAAAACCCACUUUGAAACUGCGCGAAAGCUUUUACAAUUCAUAAAAAUGUAAAAUAAGACACGAGAAUGAGAGUCAAAACUUUAAAUAUUCUCAACACGUGUAAAAUGAUGAUGACGGAAUUUAGGAAGGGGACUUCUCGUUUUUUUUCCUCUCUUUUGGGUAGGUAUUAAAUGAAACACGGAGAAAAUGCUAAUUAAUACCUAUGUAUACAGAAAAGCUCAAGUACAGAAAGCACUUUGAGUUUUUUUUUGCGCUAAACAUGGGGUGACUUAUUUAGAAUAUAGAACGCGGGAAGGACUAAGAGAAAUGUAUUUUUUGUAAUUCAGAAAAAAAAGAUCAAGACGUUUUUUUACUGAUAUACUUCAAGGUGGGAUUUGUAGCUAGGUUACCUUUUAACAUAUUUAGAAAGAUUUAAAAAAAAAUAUGUAUAGUGUAAUGAACACUAGGGAAAAUUUAUAUUAAAAUAUUUUUUUAAAGAGAAUUAUUUUGAUAUCUUUAAUUCUUUUUGAUAACAUUUAUGACAAAUUGAGUUAGGUAAUAGAUUGUAUAAAAAAGUUAAUGACUUACAAGUUUAAAAGAAUAAUUGUGCUUCGUAAGGGGAAUGGCAAAGAAUAUUAUUUAGAGAAUUUUAAGGUUACUCUGUUCUUACUUUUAACACCUUUUAAUAAUUUUUGCAAAUGAUUCGUAAGUAAUUUUCUUGAAUUUUUCUGUAAACAAGAAAUAAUUCUUUGUUUUUAUAUUUUACUCUAACUGCAAUUUAUGAAGCAGCACAAGAUUUUUACUUUUCUUGUAUCUUUCAUUAUAUUUUUUAUUGGUUUCCUUUAUUAGGCUAGUAUGAAAUUUAGGUAUUAUUAUACCUAUACCAUACAUAUAAUUUUUUAAAGUUGUUGGGAAGCAAUACCUAUAUGUAAUGUCUACGGUCAACGUUAUUUUGUGGAAAUAUAAUUCAUUUGGAUAUUUUUCGGGUGUCGUCUUACAUUUUGAAAAGUAUAAAUAUUAUAUGUAGAUACCUAUAUAACAUAAUAUUUAUUCAAGUGAUGAACAGAAGAAAAAAAACCUGCCACGCUAUUCAUCGGACUUAUACAUAUUUUCAACAUAUAUGUAUAUAACAUACAUACAUAUUAAGAGAUGUAAAGAGAGAAAACAUGAUAUACGGACCUUGGCUCGAUUCCACAUACUAUGUCAAUUUAUAUUAGCAUUUUCCCUCUCUUUUGCACUUUAUUCGGCAUACAUGUAAUUUAUGAUGCCACAUUAUAUACACUAAAAUUCUGCAUUAUUAAAAUUCACUGACAUUUAUAUUCCCCACUCUCUCUACCUCUCUCAUACACAUUUAUGCAUACAAUUCUUUUUUCAACCAUUCAAUGAGUAGAGUAUAUGUAUAUCGCACUAUGAUAUGUGAAAUAUGCUCGUUCGUCAUGCGUGUAUAAGAUUUCUAUAACUAAUAAGAAUUGUUCUUGAGAAUAAUUGAUCUGUAUAUUAGGUAAUAUUUCAGAGAAUGAAUAUUAAAAAGAAAUAAGACAUUAUUUAUUGAUCUACUUUUUUUUUUGCUUGCAUUUCUAAAGGUCAAACACUUUGAGAGAGGAGGUGCCUAUGAGAGAUCCCCUUUACCUCCCUAAAUGGUUAAUAACAAAAAAAAACUCACAUCUCCACGUACCAUGAGGUAGUAUUUCAUAUUCUUAGCCAACGACCCUUAACUUCUUUAUUGUGGUUGCAUUGCAUUUUCUCAUAAGAAAUGUUUUAUUUUAUUUUAGUAGAUAUUUAUACAUAAAAUAAUAAUGCGGGGACAUACACGUAAUGUAUUCAACGCUCUGCCUGCAAUAUGUGUUGGAGGUGGUUUAUUUUUGCCAUCUUAUUUUUUUUUCGUCUUCGUUUCUGUUGUUGCUUGGAGACUGGCCAAACCAGUUACGUCGUCUUGGCAACUUAUAAUUAUAUAUAACUGGACCUUAAAUAUGGCGAGUUGAUCUCAACACAACAUUAUAUGUAUAUGUAAUAUACAUACAUAUAUCGUGCACUUAAGAAAGACGAAGAGUAUGUGAAAAGAGCAAAGAAUCAAUUAUCCGUGUAAAGAUUCUACCUCUUCGCGUUUUCAUCUAUUAUUUUAGCAGCAGCAUGAUGGGAAUUACUCCCAUGCAACUUUUGCUGUAUUAUGUACAGUAGGUACAUAUUUCCACAAGACUAAUCUUGGCGGUGGAGAAAGAGUUGUUUUUUUUUCUUUUUGAACCAUAAAAUGUGAAGGUGAAUCAUUUUGCACACACAAAAAAUAUAUAUGAAGAGAAAACAUGUUUACGAUCGAAGAUAAAAUAUACUAUAUACAAUACAUAUAAUGAGAUAGGAAUGGUUGGAAAAAAAAGUGAUAUUUCUCAGUAAUAAUGUAUCAUGAUUUCAUCAACUUUUAAUUACAACGUAUACAUAAUACUGUACAGAGAUAGAAAAUACAUAUAUACAUUAUCUAUACUGAAUAAAAUUUUAUAAGUUAUCAGCACAAACUGAUAAUUGACAAUUGAUUUGUAUAAUCUUAUCACUGUCAUAUAUAUAUUGCAUUUAUUGAUAACAUAAAGAAGUGAAAUGAAAACAAAGUAUAACACAUUAUCUAUCUACCUAUUAAUACACUUGAAUCAUAAGUUUAGGUGACAUUUAAACUUUUUUUUUUUGAAAAAUCUUAAGUGGUUUAUCUAAAAGAAAUGAGCAAUUAUAUAUAAAAUUAAUGAAAUUUUUCAUCCUUUCCUAGCUAUCAUGUAUCGUUCACUGAUGACUUAAAAGCCAUUUUUUAGAAUAAGAAACUUUUUACGUCUAUAGGAUGGUAUCGAGAGAUUAUACAAAAAAUAAUUGCUCCAUAAGGGUUUCACUACGUGUGUCUGUGUAGAAUUCCUGAUUAAAUUUAGAACUUUUCAAAUCUAUUUCAAGUUGUCCAUUAAAAAAAAAUGUAGGAGUGACUUCCUUUGAAAUGCAUAUAAAUAUGAAAUAUGAAUUCCAUUAAUUAAACUGUCACUUUGUAUAUUUUGCAAAAUAACUCACCAUGUGUGUAUCCAAUGUGAUCUUCACUCUCAUAUAUUGGAUUAGCCAUCAGUAAGGCAAAACGUCAAUUUUCUAUAUAUCAUUUUAUUGAUUCCGAUUUUUUUUUCUUUUCAUUUUAAUUUUUCAUUCAUUUUGGCAAUACAUAAUAUGUAGUACAGAAGCUAAUAUACGGAACCAAGGGCAUGUGAAAUGCGAUAAAAUUAAUACGUAUUCCCGCAGUGUUUAAACGACUGAUUAACAUGGGUGUAUUAAAUGUGUGCAUGACUCUUACUUGGUACACUCAGGGAGCAAAACUCAAGUUGCUAUAUUGAAAGAUAAACUAAUUAGUGAGAGAGUCAGAGCUUCGUAAUUAUACGUGUGGGUUAACUUUGCAAUAGCAUUACCUAUAUAGGUAUAUAAAUGUGUGUUUCCAUAUAAAACUCUUACGUAUUAAAUCGGUCAAGUGAUUUUUCGUUUGAAGACGUGAAAAUACAAACAUAAAGUGGAGGGAGACUUGAAAACAAACGGAAUUCUCCUCAUUUUGCUGAAUAAUAGACAUGGUUUUUUGUUAACAAUUUUACUUUAUUACAUUUUAGUUGUGGUAAAGUGUAUUUUUUUUCUUUCAAUUUCCAUUUAAAGCUUCUCUGCUUUUUUCGGUGUCAUUUGUCAUUCAGCUACCUAUGUAUUUUUACAAUAUUACACGUUUAUACAUACAUAGGUAGCUAGUAAGUAACAUAUUUAUGUAAAUAAAUCUGUUUAUGUAUAAAAUUAUGAAGCAAACAAAAAAAAACAUUUUUUAUAUAACCUUUCAUAAAUUGAUAUUUUACAGUGUAUAGAUAUAUAGAUAUUUAAUGUAAAACUAUUAUUUAAUUUUUUUCAUGUCGACUUUACUCAAGGGAUUGAAUUUAUUAGGCCUAUUUAAAAUUAAAUGAAAACCAUAAGGAUUUACACUUCAUUCAAAAGAAAUUUAAUUAAAAUUUAUAGAUAAUCAAAGAAAUUUCUUAACUUUUUUUUUAUAAAGUUUUUCUUAACUAACUUGUUUUUCACAAGUUAGAUGGCAUAAAAAUUAACAUAAAAUUGAUGUUUUAAUUUCCACAAGACUUUCUUUGAAUAUUAACCUACAAUAUAAUAUAUUACCUCAUUAACUGGACUACAUGUCAUAAAAGGAGUGUUCUGGUUACACUUGUAAUAAUUCUCAUGACAAAUUGAAUAAAAAAAAAGCUUACCUUGAACAAGGUUAAUGAAUCAUUUAUUUGAAUAAAUGAUAAUUUAUUAAAGUAUAUAGUCUGGGAAUAAAUAAAGAAAAAAUAAGUUAAAAAAAAUGCUAUUCAAGGAAAAUUGGUGGGAAUUUUUUUUUAUUGUUGACUAGUGUAUGGUAUUUUGUUGUGAUAUUACGUGGUUUACAUACGUUGGAUUGCGAAUGUUGCGAGAGAAAUAAAAAAAAAUAAGCAAGACACACAAUAAAAUGUACAUAGCUACAUAAGUAGGUAUGUAGAGAGAGAGAGAGAGAGAGAGAGGUUUACGAAGCAAAAAAAAGUGAUAGGUACAAAAAUAAAUUGAGGAAUUACAUAGCCUUGGUGAUAUUUCAUUAGUAUUCUCAGUUAUCUCGGUAUUCAAAUCAAUCCUCCAAGUGGAUUUAAUAUUCAUUCUGUUGGUACAAUACAUAAAUUACCAAGUAGUUAUCUGCUUAUGCGCACACCUAGUCGACAACCUGAAAUAAUGUACAUACAACAUAUUUAUGUAUUCAAUCAUUGUACCCCGGCUAAAAUACAUAGCACAGUCAUGGGUUUCUCCACACUAUAUACUCCACUCUCUGUAUGUUUAACAUCAUAUUCACCCAUCCAUUUAUUCAGCACUUUCUUAUAUUUCCACUCUAUAUUAUUAUUAUAUUAUUUUAUGUAGAUAUAUGUACAUACGUAGUACAUACAUACAUAUAUGUAGGCAGACCUACACACUUUAGUUUUCUUUCUCUCUCUGUUUCUCUGUUCCACUUGUAUGUAUUUCGACGUAUAUCUUAUGCUGCUCUUUUUUUUACGAAUGUGCUCAAAUGUAGCAAUUGACACAAAGAAGGAAUUUUUGUUAAAGGCAAAAGACUCGAUCGUGUUUUCAACUCACGACCAAUUGUGCUGUAUGCGAUAGAACGAGAUGUAUGGAAUAUAUAAAUAGUAUAAAGAAGUUUUGCUACUACUUUUACCUCAAUUUCAACUCUCCCCACAUAUAACUUUAUUCCACUGCUAUGUCUGGUUUUCAUAUUUUCCUCCUUCUCUUCUCUUGUUCAACACUCAAACUCUUUUCAUUAAAUGAAAAAUAAGAAGAAGAGAAUUUUACACUGUAUACUUCCUCUAUUUUUGUGUAACUGACAAUAAUGGUGGAAAAGCCAGAGAGAAAUAUAAAAUGUACAUUGACGACAUAUGUAUAGAGGAGAUGACGAAAGUCUCAUGAUACAUUGUAUGUAUGUAGAUAUGUACAUUUACGCCAUUUUGGCAAACUCGAAAGAUAAGGCACGAAUAAACUAAAUAAAGUUCUUAAAUUACAGAAAUAUGUGUAGUUAACUUUAAUAGGUUACUUAUUAUUUGUCUUUGUAUAAAAAAAAUCAAUCAAAUUUAAAGGUUCCAUUCAACUGCAAAAUUUAAUUCUGAGAGAGCAUUUCUUUCUCAACCGUGUAACCUCUAAAGGUAAUACCUUUAGAAAAAAAAUAGAUUAAACCUGAGAGCACUGACCUAUAAUUGUGGUGUUAAAAAGGGUUUCAUUAUAUAUAAAUGAUAUACAUAACUUACAAUAGAUAAAAUAAAAUGCAAAUAUGAUGAUUCUUCAUUCUUAAAUUAGAGAUAACAUUAACUGUAUAAGUUUCUUUCGUUUUCUCUCUCACUAUUCAUUUUAUUUCACGCCCAUUUUCGCAUGUGAAUAUUUUAAUAAUAAUAAAAUAAUAAUAGGUAGGUAUACAUUUUUUGCACUCUAAUGUUAUAUACAUAUUAUGAGUAUAAAACAUGUGAAGUAAAUUUUAAAUUAAUGCAAUUAAAAAUGCAAAAAUUCUUCCUCUUUUAUAUGCUCCACUGAAUUUAAGCAGUGUAUUUGUGUUGUUUUUUUUUCUUGUACAAUGAGACUCCAAAUUGACAAGAAGUUCGCUCUAUUUCCUUUAACCCUCAUACAAUUCCGUAAAAAAAACGCACAAAGAAUGUUGUUUUAGCAAAAAAAAAAAGAUCCCCUCAUGAUAAUGUUUAAAAUUAUAUAUAUAUCUUGCUAUGUAGGUAUACAUACAUAUAUCGUCGUACGUGUUAUAUUCGAAAAGGCAACUGUUUCGUGUUCGUUUUCGAGGGAGGGCAAACAGGAAGAACAACGCUGAGUUAAUAAAACGCAUUAAGUAUCGUUUAUAUCGUAUAGAAAGCAUUGGAUGAAGAAGAAAAAAAAAUAACGAUGCGAUAUCAGUGAGAAUGAGUGAGAAACACCGAUAAGGGACACAUGUGUGUUGUAAUAGGAAAAAUCGAUCAUCGAUUAAUCCAACUCAUAUAAUGUGUAUAGGUAUUAUUUAUCAAAUACUUUUCUUUCACUUGUCUUUAUUUUCCUUUUUUCAUUUUUUUUAAUUGCCUUUUUUGUUCCGUACAUUGCAUUAAUUUCUUCGUCUAUUUUUGCAUUUUUUUUUUUAAUUCUUUUAUGCUACUUUUCUGUUGGUGCUACAUUUUAUAAAGUAUGUACAUAUCGUAUAUCUCGCAACAAUGAGUUAAACAUACACUCUGGAAACAUAGAAUUUUGCAGGAAGAAGAACCUAAUAAAAAAAGGAAAGGAAGGAAAUCACAUGAAUACGCUAGACUGGAAAAAAAAGAUACAUGGUUUAGGGUAUGCAGCACAUAAGGAGGUGCACUUAAAAUCCUCUAAUUGUGAAUCUAUGAGCGCAUGUGCAGCAUAUCGGUAAUAUCUACGUACAUGUAAAGUAAUAUAAAAUAGAGAUAUACGAAAUAUAUCUACUGCUAUGACUGCUGUUCUAUAUGAUUCUCUAUGUACCACAUCUCUCUUCUUCCUACUCCAUUUUUAUACACACUCAAUCCGUCCUAUAAAUGUGUACAUAUAUUUAUAAACACGGAUUUUGCUGCAGAAAGAGAGGGCAAACAUGUUAAUCUUCAUGUGAUAAAAUUUAUACUCAUAAAUGUGGAACAUUUCAUACAUGUAAAUAAUCUCAAUUAUAGCGUAUACUACAAAGUAUGCGAUUUUUUUUUUUACAAACGGCUACAAACUCCAACUUGGGGUUAAAACUAUUUACUUAACUUGCACGACAUUCUUACUCAUCACAAAUCCACCAACCGACCAUAUUAAAUUUCCAACUGUUUGGGUGAAAUGCUGUGAGUGCGAAAUAUGUAGAAAUGUAAUGUAUAUUUCAGCAUUAUGCACUGCACAUUGCACUACAAACUGAGCAGAUAAUUUUUCAACCAACAGCUAUGUAUGUACCUACCUACAUACAUUUUAUAUGUAACAUCAGUACUGUGUCUCCCUACAUCCUUCUCUUUUAUAGCCCACACGUACAUUAGUAGAUUACAAUACAAACCAAAAAGUCUUUUUACUAUGUUUAAAGUUUUUAAUUGAGCUUAGAGCUGUUUUAUAAUGACAAAAAAAAAGAAUUACGAAAUAAAAGAAUUAGCAAUGAAUUCUAAAAAAACGUACAUUCCACUAUAUCAAUGAACGUUAAACGUUUUUAUUCAAUGUAUUAUAAUUUAUUUGAAAUUCUUGAUAAUUCAAUAUAAUAGCUUGUUAUAAGUCGUAAGAACUUAAUAAAGGACACUUGUUAAAAAAAAUUAUUUAUCAGUAAUAAAUGCCAUCAAAUUUUAAUCAGAGUAUACCUAUAAAAUUUUUAUUUUAUGGGUAGGUACUAAUUAAUUGAAAUUUUAUUUUAUUUUAAGGUCAUAGAGUACACAGUACAGUUCACAUAGUAUGAUAAAUUCUUUCAAGUUCACUGCUUUAUUUAUUUAUUUUUCUUCUUUUUUUUUUCAAUAAAGCAGUUUCUAUGAACGAUUUGUUCUUGAAAGUGUUUACACAAACAACAAACUUUCUCAAUCAAAAUGGUUUCCAUUGUAGAAUUUAUAUUGUACCUACAUUUUAUACAUUAUUAUGAAUACCUAUAUGAAUAUUGAUUGGAAAAUGCAAAUAUAUUUUUGCUUAUAUUACAGAUAUUUAUAUAGGGAAAAGUGGUUUAUGUGUGUAGUAUAAAUAAUAUAAUAUAUAGGUAUAUUUUUUUCAUUGACAUAACGAAGAAUGGGAACGUGUUUUUAAUUUUUAAUUAUAUUGUGACAUCAUACGGCAAAAAGUAAAUGUAGGUAUAUUUAAAUAUUUAAUAGCGCGAGUUUAUCAGACAUUUUUUUUUUAUCAACGGAAAAAGAAAAAAAAUAAUACCUACCAACAUAUUUGUAAAUUGUUUUUUGGAAAAAUUCACUUUGAAUGAAAUAUUUUGACGAAUAAUUGUAUGUAUGUAGGUACUUAUAUAGUUGGUAGAUAUAUGUACGCAGCAUAUAUCUCAUACAUUUUCUUCUUAAUACAUAUUAUUUGCAUUUUCUGACUAUAACAUUUACUUGGCUCCCAGCCAGGGUAUUCAAAAAUAAAUUUUCUCUCUCAUUCCCUCUUCCGAGAAGUGUAUCAUCCAAUUUCUUCAUGGAAAAUGUGCAAUUUUUAUACAUAUCUCUCUUUGUUUAUUUUGUGUAGGUACCUAUAUUUUUUAUACAUACUUUAAAAUAUUACAAAAAAAAUCAUAAUUAUGGUUUCCCCCUUGAUUUCAAUUUAGUCAGCUUGUGUUUAUUACUUCUUUCUUUCUCUUAUUUUUUUUUCAUAUCUUUCUAAAUAUAUGUGAAGAAUAUGAAUUAUCUAUAUGUAGUAAGUGCCUAUACAUAAUUUUUUCUUUUCUUUUCUUCUCUUUAACUCAAUAUAAUACAAUAAGUAAUGGUAUAGUUACAUUAUGAAUCCAAAUCAAUUCACUUGUAUACCUUCAUGUGCGGAAAGAGUGUUGUUGGGAAGAGAGAGAGAGAGAAGAAAAAGAAAUUAUUUGUAUGCUCUCUGUCUCCCCUUCUUUAGAUCUCAAAAUGUUGGCUUGAAUUAUGUACAAAUGUAUAUGCAUAUAAGUGGAGAUUGGAGUAUGUUUGUAUAUGUUUUUCUUAUAUACUAUAUAUUCGCUUUUUAUGUAAUAACACACUAUCUCUUUUGUACAACAUCAUACUCAUCUACUCUAGCACACAAACCGUAAUAUAUGACUAUUUCAUUUCACUCUGGUCGAUUUCAUAGAAUUUCAACAGUCGGUCGCGAACCGUUGAAGGUGAAACGUAAGAACACUGUAGUUACGUGGAAUAAGAGACAUUUUAGUCUGCAAAAAAAAAAUAGAAAAAAGAAUUAAUUUACAAAACAGAAAAAAACUAACAUGAAUAUUCAGCGAAAUUGAGUGGAUUAUAAUUGAGAAAAAAAAAAGAAAACUCGUGAGGGUAUUUUGUAUGAUUCACAGUGAAAAGAAAUUCAAGGAGUAUUUAAUAGUUAAAAGUUUAAAAUGUAAGCUGCUUUUAUUCAAAAGUAUGUGCAGUAGUACUUUGUGAGUGAAUCACUGGCCUUUACUACUAUUUUUCACUCUCUCUCUCUCUUUUCCUCUCCAACAACCCAUUUGGGAUCAAUUUGUGGAUAAAAUACAUACCUACUAUUUAAAAAAAAAGUGAUUGUGUGCUAAUUAGAAGUGAAUUUAUUUAUAGUCACACAAUUCUAUUGCAUUUAAUUACAGUGACAUGAACUCUGCGUUAUUCACGAUAUCUACCUAUAUACAUAUAUAAAAAGAAAAUACUUUUCGCAUUACUAAAAGAGUGAUGAAAUAUUAAAAAAAUAUUUUAAAAGUGUCAGAAAGAAGGAAUAUUUGAAAGAAAGCAAAUAAGAAGAAAAGAAAAAGUAGAAAAUAUAAACCCAUAACUAUACCUAUAUAUUUAUGCUUUAGAGCUAUGUAUAAUACAUAACAAUAUCUAAAAUAUUCAUUUAAGACUUUACUGAAAUUGAUGAUCGUUCUCAAAACUGAAUAGUGUGUGAAGUGAUCUUUUUUUGCCUCUCUUUUGCACCUUCAGUGGCCUCUGAAAAAUGCCACGUUAUUGUCGAGAUUUAUUCAAUUAGUGGAAAUAAAAGAAGUUGUGAAGCAAACAUUGUAAAUUACGACGUUGACGUCAUCAACGCUUAAAAAAAAGUGAUUUGUGUGUUCUUUUGAAGUUAAAUCGUAAAUAUAAGAGUGUAGAUUGAAUUGAAUAAUAAUAUUAAAAGUAUUUACUCCAAUUAAAUGAGUAUGUAAGGUACUAAUUAACUAUGAGAUAGCUCAAGAUGGUAUUAUAUUGAAUUUAUUGUGAGAAAGGAACUAUUGAUUAAAGGAAAACAUACGUACAUACAUACUAAUAUAUAUAGUGAAUAAGAAAGAAAGGAAGAAUUUAAUGUAGUAUAUAAUUCCGUCUGGAGCAUACAAAAAGAAAAGAACUAGCAGAGAGAAUAAGAGAAAUAAAAAAAGUAUCCAUCCUUGGUGUGUGAAGUGUGCAUUUAGUGCAUUUGACAAUGGAAUAGAUGAAGGGGGAAGAAGGAAUAAAAAAGUAUAGUGAAAAACGUGAAAUAUAAGGAGAAAGAAGAACGAAGGAGAGCAAAAGAAAAGAAACAAAGAAAAUUGUGAAGAUAUAUAAGUAAAAUAUUACAUCGACGUCACUGAUGGCAUUCAAAAUGUCUGCAAGGAGUGUAGAAUGAAAUAUUACAUUCCCUUUACAGCCUGGGAGAGGCGAGAUAUUGAAUAUCGCGGAAGUGAUAAACACAAAGACAUCGAGCGCGAGAGGAUGGAUCGCCAGGUGCAUCAGCAGCAACAACAAUCACACGAUCGUCAAGAUAAGCAGUCGUGUACAACGGCCGAGCAGGCUGUGAGCAAACACUUUGAGGAAUCUCUUCGUAAUGUUAAGGAUAAAAAUGCCGCAAAUUUCGGAUAUCCCGUCAUCAAGUCACCCGUAAAGCAUAUGCAUUCAGCAUGGAAUCUGAAUACCCUGCCGGCACAGAAUCCAGUUCCGCACUUGUCCCACAUCAGUAUACCUGCGCAUAUGAUACCCACGGUGGGUGGUAUCCAGACAUCAGUGGGGGGAAGCCAAGUGGUGGGUAGUGGUGGUGUUAGUGUAGUGGCAGGAAAUUCAAGUAGUAGUGGUGCUAGUGGGGGAAGUGGAAAUAAUGGGAAUAGUGAUCCGAGUCAGGAGGACAAACGCCGUCGGAUGGAGCACGAACGACUCGUGGCUGCUGCAGCGGAUCGGGAUAGUAGGGAGCGAGAACGGGAGCGUGAACGUGAAAAGGAACUCGACCGUCUGCGGCAGCAAGAGCAACAGAGAGCAUACUACAUGCAAACUGGGGUUCAACGAGCACCAACGAAAAGUGCAAGUGACUACCAUCGUGGAAUUUCAAUUGUACCACCGCCGUCAAAAACAAGACGAGAAGAUGAGAAACCCAGUCCAAUGAAGGAUCUCAAUACACAUCAACCCUAUACAUUGUAUAGUGGUUUUUCCGGAUACCCUCCGGGUGCAUUUCAAAAGGACAUCAAGACAAAACAAGAAAUGUCUCUGCCAGCACCACCACCUCUGAUGUCUGAUGUGAAACAUUCGACGGGUGUUAUUGUGAAGCACGACACGAAUGCAAUAAAGCAAUCACCAAUGCAAGUGGUGCAUACACCCAAAGCAUCCCACCAGCAGCAACAGCAGCAGGCUCACUACAAGGCUGUGACUGGUGGUGUACCCGUGUCUGCUGGAUCAACACCGCACAUUAUGUAUGAUUAUCGUGUGGCAGCACAGCAGCAUGGUGCUCAUGAGAGGUACAAACAGCAGACGGUGUCGGUGAUGGCAUCACCUCAGUCGUCAUUUGGACAGGCGGUGUCUGUGACGAAGCAACAGCAACAGCAGCAGCAGCAACAACAACAGCAGCAGCAGCAGCAGUCUCAGCAAUCGCAGCAAGUGCAACAAGUUCAGCAGGUAACGUCUCAAAUGCAACAGCAACCAUCACAGCAGCAGCCACCACCGCAGCAAAGUCACUAUGUGCAUGUACAGCAAAAAUCGAAGGUUUCCUCACCGGCACCAUCUCAUAUUUAUGGGAAGCCCAGCGGUGCGGGAAUUGUGAGUGGUAUUCCCGUGUGUCGACCACAGGAAUCUUCUGUUCACGUGGUGUCCAAAGCAUCAUCACCGAGCCCCUUCCAUGCCCACAUCUAUGGUCCACCGACUGUUCCGCCACCACCAGCGCACUCAUCUCGGUCCACACUGUAUGAUGGGCGAAUGUUUACUGCGGCACCAGCUGUGAAACAAUCAAUGCCGCACUCACUCCAUGGAACAUCACCACCGACCGCAACUGCGGCACCCCUUCCCAUCUCCAGGUCACCUGGUGUAAUGCUACCUGUGAUUGCGCAACAGCACGUAAAUAGUGUUCAAGUGGCAGCAGCAUCAAACUCUUUCCAGACGCAACCGCUUGAUCUCGGUGUGUCAGAUAGGAGUCGCGAUGAGGGUAAGGUGUCACCAAAGAGAAAGGGGGCACCAAUGGGUAGUAGUAGUGUGUCGUGUGAGAUUAAGAAGAAAAGGACUGAAAUGCUACCGCAGCCACCGCCACAAAUGAAGCAUCAUACAGUGCAACAGCACUAUAUGCAACAUGUGCCACAUCAACAACCACCUCAACACUAUAUCAUACCGCAGCAGCAGCAACUGCAGCAACAGCAGCAACAGCAGCAGCAUCAGCAAAAUGUACCAUUGGCAUUAAAUAUGAAUGCCCAAUCGACAAAUAUGACGCCACCCAUGUCAAUAAGUCCGCUGGAUCAGAGAGUAGCGUCACCCCUGGUCACUGCCAAUAUGACAGUUCCUCAUGUGGAGGCGCCAAAAGUGCCAAAGCAACAAAUACAUCCCGAUGGGACCAAUCCUGUUGUCACAAUUGCCCCAGCGGAUGUGGCAAAUAAUACAAAAGGAAAUAUGAGUGUUACAGUGGCGGCAACAUUCAAAGUUAACUCCAUUGCUAAUUCCAUACGAACAAAUUCUGCCGAUGGUACCUGCCGUACGACGACACUCAGUGAUACCUCUAGUCCGGCACCCAGCCCGGAAUUGCGAAGUUCACCAGCAACUCCAGCUAAAAUUCUUACUGAACCAGAAAAAUCAUCUAGUCCCGCUCCCAAACCCAAUGCACCACGACAUCUAAAGAAAGCCUGGCUUCAGCGUCAUACGGGGGAAGAUUUGGAAGAUAGUACGGGUAUAACGGGUGGUGGAAGCUGCGUAAAAUUGCCACUUACACUCAAUCCCAAGCCAAUUGUAAGCAAUAGCGAUCAACAGACCACAAAUAGCAAUAAUAUUACAACAGCUACAACAACAAAUUCCACAACACACUCAACGGUCCAUUCAAUACACAAUGUGGGGACAAUGGCAAUUAAUAGUAUCAGUAAAACCAAAUCUAUAGUUAGUGGAAGUAAGAUAAAUCAACAUCCGAAAAAGAGUGCUGUUAUCAAUCAAAACAACAUCAAUCGUGACAAUGGACACAAUUCCGAUUCAAAUCAAAAGGAUGAUAGUUCCAGUUCAGAUCAGGAACGUCCUCCAAAGAGUCCUCCAAAGCGUAAACCCAUUAAAGUGAAACGACGCAAGGGUGGUGCUAGGAAGCAUGCGGAUGAGAGUAAAAAGAAGAGGCAGGCAAGUGAAAGCGAUAAGGAUAGUGAAAGUGAUAAGGAAAGUAUAUCCGAUAAGGAUAGUGAUAGUACGAGUGCGUCAUUGGGGAAAAAGACAAAUGGAAAUGCAGCAGCAAAUUCAGCAAUUGCCAAGGAGCCACGAAAACGUGGAAGACGUCCAAAAAACGCAAAAGAUGAUACAAGUACUAAAAAAAAGCAAAAAGACGAGACGAAUCCCCUGAGAGAUCCAUUCUGCAAGCCACCAAUAUCGCAGCUGAAGAAGACGGGGGAGUCAUUUCUUCAAGAUGGGCCGUGCUUCGAAGUGGCACCCAAAUUGGCCAAAUGCCGUGAAUGUCGCUGGACACCAAAUCAACGUUCCAAGAAUACACCAAAUAUAUUUUGUCGCUUCUAUGCUUUCCGCCGCUUGAGAUACACAAAGAAUGGUCAGCUGGCAAUUGCUGGCUUUUCGGAUCCCUACAAAGAUCCAAAGGAUGAUGAUUUGAAGCUUUGGAUUCCCGAUGGGGAUAGCCCACCCAGUGUGUUGGAUUUGCAAGGAGCAAGAUUCCUUCUUGCCUAUGUUGCUGAUCAAUUUUGUGAUUUAGUACAACAGGAGAGGGAAGCAAUGGCUGAACACAUGUCAGAAGAUAAAACAAUCGCAUGGAAGCGAGUGGUCCAAGGUGUUAGGGAGAUGUGCGAUGUGUGCGAGACCACACUGUUCAAUUUCCACUGGGCCUGCAGCAAGUGCGGUUUUGUGGUUUGCAUUGAUUGCUACAAGGGCCGAAAGCAUGGAUCUGACAAGACAUGGGGUGAAAUUGGUGGAAAAGAUCGUGAUGAGUGCUCAUGGUUGCUUUGCACCAAUAAAGCAACACACGAACAGGAGAAGUUGAUGCUGACACAGAUAAUUGCGGGUGAUUCACUGCAAAUUCUCACGCGUCAGAUGCACGAGGCGAGAUCACUGUGGAAUAUCCCAUCCUUCUGUGGGUGUCCCCUUAUGGUGGAGCAACAUUCAAAGGCAACAAAUGGUGUGUGCAAGGAGUACAUUAGGCGUCUCCUGAAGAAUGAUCUCAAUGGUGUGAAGAAGGAAAUUAAGCAGGAAGGAAAUUUUGGUGCAAAUGGUGCAAUAAAGCAAGAGGAUAAUUCAUCGGCACUAUCGUGGCUAGCGGAAGUUGCGCUGCAGAAUGAAGUGAAGAAAAAUGGGGCAAAAGAGGAAGUGGUGCGCGGUGGGGGUGAGAAGAGAGAAAAUUCAAAUGAUUCCGAUUCCGAUGAUCCAUCACAUUCAACACUCAGAGAACUCCUCAUACGACCAGCAAGUAAACUCAAUGGAAGUCGUACAAAUUCCCCCGUUGGGAAGCCAACAACAAAAGAUCCGGGAGCUUUGGCGGAAAAUCACGAUGCAACCAUCACAACGGAUGGACUCAUUGCAGAUGAGAAGGAUCCAUUGAUGGAGCAAUUUCAGAAUUCCUACUACGUCUCUGGGAAGGAUAGGAAAAUGUUUAAUAAUGUUCCAAUUAGAAUUAUGACGAUGAUUGAGUCGAAAUCUCUGUAUCCGGACAUUGCACACGGAUGGCUGUGUGAUGGGAAACUUUUGAGACUUUUAGAUCCAGCAGCUGCGAAUAAUAUAAAGAUUUUUCAAGAGCAAUGGCGCCGUGGACAGCCAGUUCUUGUGUCGGAUGUGGCAAAGAGAUUAACGGCAGAUUUGUGGCUUCCUGAAUCAUUUUCACGUGAUUUUGGGGAGGAUAAGAAUGACCUUGUGAAUUGUCUCAAUGGGAAAUUAGUGUCAAAUCAGCAAAUGCGAAAAUUCUGGGAUGGCUUUGAGUACAUUAGUAAGCGCCUGAAGACGGAUAAGGGGCAACCGAUGUUGCUGAAAUUAAAAGACUGGCCACCAGGGGAGGAUUUUGCCGAGAUGCUACCAAGUCGUUUUGCUGAUCUCAUGAAGGCACUACCACUGCCUGAGUACACACAACGCAAUGGACGAUUGAAUUUGGCUGGGCAUCUACCGGAUUGUUUUGUACGUCCGGAUUUGGGGCCAAAAAUGUACAAUGCCUAUGGAUCGGCACUCUAUCCAUCCAAGGGAACAACAAAUCUCCAUUUGGACAUUUCAGAUGCAGUGAAUGUGAUGAUGUAUGUUGGCAUACCGAAGGAUGCUGAUGAGGAGGAGACAAUAAAGGCGGCUUUUCGUGCUAUUGACGAAGCAGGAUGCGAUAUUUUGACGAAGCGUCGGGUGCGUGAUAAGGGUGAACUUCCGGGGGCGCUUUGGCACAUCUAUGCCCCGCGAGAUGCAGACAAAAUACGGGAUUUACUAAAUAAGAUUACAUUGGAGAAGGGAUACUGUCUUGAACCGCAUCAUGAUCCCAUUCACGAUCAACAGUGGUACCUCGAUGGACCACUACGGGAGCGUCUGUACAAGGAGUACGGCGUCGAAGGGUAUCCCAUUGCUCAAUGUCUUGGGGAUGCAAUCUUCAUUCCGGCUGGGGCACCGCAUCAAGUGCGAAAUUUGCACAAUUGCAUAAAGGUGGCGCAGGAUUUUGUCUCACCGGAAAAUGUGACAAAGUGCUUUGAUCUCACGCAAGAAUUUCGAAAUCUCACUGAUACACACUCCAAUCAUGAGGAUAAGUUGCAAAUUAAGAAUAUCAUCUACCAUGCUGUCAAAGAUGCCAUUGGAUGUCUCUCCCAUGCGCUAAAUCAGCGCAUUACGGAAAGUCAGAUGUUUGACAUCAAAAAGGAGGUGGUGCCCAUUAAGAAGGAGAUUAAGGAAGAGGAGGAGACUGAGGAUCAUCCGGCAAACUAAGAGGUCAACCAAAAGCAGCUGAUAAAAAAAAGGUAAAAAAAAAGAAAUUUGAUGAUUAAAACAAUGUGAAUCAAUUCAUAAUGGAUGCUUUGUGAUAUUAAUUAUUAAACAACAAAAACAACAACAAAAAAACUAAAUAAUGGUAUAAUUAUUAUAAUAUGAAAUGAAGUCGUGACUACGUAAUUUUACCGUGUAUAAAUAUUAUAUUUAGAAAUAACAAACAUUAAAAAAAACAAAUCUCUAUUAUAAAACCUACAUAAGUUAGAUUUUUCUCCUGUGAAUUUUUUAUGUUGUAUGUGAGAAAAAAAAGAGAAGACUUCUCUCAAAAUUUAGUUCUCAAUGCAAUAUUUCUUUGCAAUUCAUUCAUAAAUUUAUUUUAACGUAAAAUGAUGGAAAUUGAGAAUUUUUUUUAAUGAACUCGAAGCCAAAAAAAUCAAAUCAAUUUAAUGAUUUAUAAAAAAAAACUUCCUGAUUUUAUUUUGGGAAUAAGACUUAGAAUUUUGCAAAAAAAAAAGAAAAGAAACGUCUGAGGGGAAAUACAAACGAAAAGAACUACCUACUAGAGCUAAACACACAGAGCUGAAGUCACAUAGCAAAGAAAACUUAAAGAUGCAUUUCUAAUGAUAUGUAUAUGUAUAUAGAAUACCUAAUAUAUACAACAUUACACAUUAAUGUACAUAGAGAGAAAAUAAAAAAAAAAUCAAGAAAUGAUAGUAAUCUGUAUUAAAUGUUUUGAUAGUAAAGGAAAAAAUAAAUAAGUAUAUUGAACCUUUGGUAUUUUUUUUUGCCAAAAGGUCUCAAUAGCAUUCAAACAUUUAUAUACUAAAAGAAAAAUAGCGAAGGUCCACCCAAUACGGUAAUAAAGUUAAUGUCGGUGCAACAAAUCAAUUUUACUAUAAAAAAAAAUACAAGAUUAUAAGAAUCUAAAAUCUAUCGAUUAAAUCAAUGCCAUUUCAUUGUGCCCAACAUAAUGAAGAAGGUUGUAACUUUAUACGCAUAUUUGCAACUCAACUAUACCUACUCUGUAUUAAAAGUUAAAAAAAAAAGAAAAUUAUGAUGAAAAAUUAUAAUCGACUUUAGCCUUAUUACUUUUGGGUUUUAAUCACACUCAAGAUAACCAAUAGAAAGAAAAACAACUUUCAUCUCCUUGUCGACAAAAAUAGAAAGUAAAAUAAAUUAAAAAAACAAUAAAUUAAAUCAUAAAUCAAUGCUCUGGUUGCCUUGCAUUAAUCAUUUUUCUUUAAUAAGGAAGGAAAUUAAUUAAAGAAAAAACCUACCGAAUGAAGGGAUGUUUUGAAUUUUGGAAGAUUAAUUCAACAAACAAAAAAAAAUGAAGAAAACACAAAAAAUGAUCUCAUGCAACAAGAUAAUGUAUAGAAAUAUUAGUCAACUAAAAGUUAAUUUUAUUUUUGUGAAUUAGAAAGAAAGGGAAAUAAUGCUAAUUUUUAUUAGUUUGAUAGCUGAAAUGGAAAUUUCUCAUUCAAUGAAAAAAGAAAAAUGUAAAUAUAAUAUCAAAGCUCCAUUAACAAUAAUUUUGGAUUUUUCUUAUAAAUUUAUAGAUCACAAAAGACUGUUGAAGAAUAUUAUUAUUAUUAUUUUAAUUAACCUAACGUAAAGGUUUUUUUUUCUCCAAUAUUUGCGCGUACAAGAGUUGUAUAAGAAAGAAAAUGAACAAACUUUUGAUUUAUUUUUCAAUGAUUGAGAAAAGAGAAUUUCAAAAAUAAACGAUAAUUCACUCGGAAAUAUCAAAAAAAAAAAAUUCAAAACACUAUAAGGAAAAUAUAAUAGGGGAAGAGAUUAAAAAAAUGCAAAGAAGGGAUAAACUUUGAUAAAUGAAUUUAAGAAAAAAAAAACUUGUUCUGUGUGCUAAAACAACGAUUUUGCGAGAGAAAGAGGAAAUGUAUGUUUAAUGUGGAAUUAACGAUAAAUAUGAGUUUCACAUUAAAAAAAAAAAAAACAAAUACCCGCCGACCAGCUAUAAAUAAUAAUUUCUAAUCAACAUCUCUUAACGUGAAUGUUUCUAUUCAUUAUCACAAUUUUCUUUAAUAUUUUUUUUCGUUUUCUUUUAAUCAUUUUUACAAAGUUGUUCUAUUAAACUUUAAAAUUCACAAAAGAGACACAAAUUCUUAAAAAUCAGAACUAAACUUAUAACAUUUCUCCUUCUUUAUUAAAUUGUGAAAAUAUUUCCCUUCCAUAUAAAGGUUGUCUUACUUUUCCUUUAAAUCCCUUUAUGUUUUUUUUUUUGUUCAUAUUCUCUUUUUUUUCAUUACAAUUUUCCUGAGUUUUCUGCAAUUUAAAUUUUCUGUUCAAAUCUAAUUUUGAAGAAUUACAAAAAAACUACAAAAUUUCCACAAUAUUUUGUUUCUUUUGAAAGUUUGAGCUCAUAAAGUAUUUAAAAAUCGUUUUUUUUUUCAUAUAUAAGUUCUCUGAAAUUUUCUCUGCUAAGUCUCAGAAUUAUGCUUUAAAAUACUUUUUUUUCAUUCAAAAAAUGUCUUCUUGCGUUUACGCGUGAGCUUUGUUAAAUAGAUAAUAGAAUUUGUUUUUUUUUAAUUUUAUUCUUUUUUUUAAUCUAUUGAAAGAGCUUUAUUUAAUCCAUCUUCCAUUUUCAUAAAAUGAAACAAUACCUACGUGCAACUAACCAAUAUGAAGGUUUUAUCACAAAAUAUGUGCCCAUUCAUUAAAAAAAAUAAAUUAAUAUUUUCUUGUUCUCCAGUUUUAUUUUUUUAAGACUAACAAUUUGAUACAAGGAGUUGCAAUAAAUGGAUUUCAUUGUCAAACCAUUUUAAAAAAUUAAGAACGGAGCAUUUUUUCUUGAAACGAAAUUUCAAACUUUAGAAUUGAAAUUAUAAAAUAUGAACUGAAAACGAAGUUUAAAAAAAAAAAGAAAAAAAAUCCAAUGAAAUCGAUUAUUUUUCAUGAUAAAACAAAAAAUAAAAAUAAAACAUCAACUAUAUAAAUGAAUACUGAUAAAUGAAUCAUAAUGACUUACCUUUCUUGCAUAAGAAAAAAAACUGUGAGAAAAUGUAUAGAAUUGCAGGUGAAUGUUACAUGAAAAAAAAGAAAAGAUGAGUAAGAGACUAAUGGUAACUUUAAACAAAAAAAAAAACUCUUUGAAUAAUGUGAAGGAAUUCCUUAACAUGAUAACAAAUUCUCUGCAAUGAUCCUAAUAUUUAUAACUAAAAAAACACUGAAGAAAAUAAAUUAAAAAAUGAGAUAAUUAAUAUAAAAUCUAUAAAAACGAUGAAAUCAUAGUUUCUCAUGUAAAUAGAAAGAAAACAAGAAUAAUGAAAAUUUGAUGGUGAAUCGUCACAAGUGCGUGCUUGAAUAAAAAGAAAACUAAUAAAUUAUAGCCGAUGUCGUGGGAAAAGCAUAAUUAAAAAAAAACAGAACUGUAAGAAUUUAAAAAGAAUAUUAUUUAGAGACGUAAGAUAAUUCCAAAAAAAAAAUGAUGAUUUUUCCUUCUACCAAAACUGUUGAGAGUCCAAGAGAUUAAAAAUCAAAUUUUCAUUCAUAUUUCUUUCUGUAUAUGUAGAGAAAAGUCGUGAAGAAGUAAAAAGAAAAAAUAUUUCAGAACAUUUUCUUUACCUAAUAAUUUCCUUAAAGAAAAAGUCCUGAAAAUGGAAAAUACAUAAAUAUAUCAACACAAGGAGAGAUCAAACAUUAUUAGACGCGCGUGUAUGAUUUUAUCAUCUUAGUAAUGUAUGUUGGAGCCUUACAUUAGAGACAGUUUUUUUUUUAAAUUAAUUCCUUUUGCCAGGUAAAGAACAACAACAAAAAAAGAAUAAUAGAAAAGAAUUCUGUUUGUGAGGAAGAUUAGAACGAAAAAAUGUGUGUGAGAGAAAAAGAGAAAUAAAAUGUGGUGUGCAUUGAUUGACUAAAAUUGGCUUCAUUACGAAUAUUCAUUUUUGUACUGUGUAUAAUGUAAUAAGGAUAUACUUGAAUUAAAUAUAAGAAAAAUGUUUAUAUUA